Cladocopium goreaui is the source of this 1830-nucleotide messenger RNA. Lineage: Eukaryota; Dinophyceae; Suessiales; Symbiodiniaceae. The record is from the annotation of a GenBank genome assembly.
AUGGAGUGGUCCUUCGUCAUGCUGUGGGAUUGGUGGACCAACUGUGAAGGUUGCGAGAUCAGUCAGCGUGAACUGAAGGAGGGUUCCCGCUACCCUGUGAGUUUGAUCCGCCUUUUCUUGGCCAAGAAGUCUUUGAGGGAUUGGCUCUGGAGGAACAUGGAGUCCAACUUCAUGUGGGAGUCCACGGUCAAGCAGUCCAUCAGGGAUGUGACCAAAGACUUGCCGACCAUGCGUCGCCACUUUGGCUUCUACGACGAUCCAAGUGCUCAGGUUGCAUUUGCUGACAGAGGCUCUUGGCCUGAGAGCGCAGACUUGUACGUGCAGCUUUUCGAGGCGGUAGUUUACGGCUACAAGUUUGACCACCACUUGGGGCAGAGCUUGAAGAACCACAAAACUGCCGAUGAUGUGUUCAACCAUUCUGAUGUGAAGCCAAUGAUGUCAAAGGUGCUGGUGGCCUACGAGAAAGAGACUGGGAGCACGCCUGACAUAGUAGAGGAAGAAGCUCCACUUGAUGUCCAAACUCUUCUUGCUGCUGACAAUGUUCACUUGUCGCUGCCGGAGUCCUUGAUCAAAGCUGCUGAAGAGUCUCCUGAUGGGAAGGACUUUGAGGGCCCUGCAGCUGUAGAAGCUGGAGUCCGUGCAGCUCAGCGCAGGGUGCAAGGGCAAAUUCAGUUCGUCGUUGACUGUGACGAAGGCUUGGCUGACUUGCUUCGUGAGACCAAAGCUGCGCAAAUGAAUGGGGACCCUGAGGCCAAAUCCUAUGUGGCUGUGGUGUUCGACGGCAAGGUUGCUUGCGAAUCAGGCAGUCAGGCCAAGUACCGCCUGCCACCUCUCCGUCAACCCCAAUUUAAAAGGUUGGUUGGGGCAUACUUGGCCCUCCGCGAUGGCGAGCUCGCCGAGGGCGAUAUUUUUGUCAUGCUGGACGGAGGCAAAGGUCCAACCUUUGAAGAUUCAGUCACCAAAGUUGUGGGCAAGAAGCUGCAAGCUUCCAAAACCACUGUUGUGUACACAUUUGAAAGUUGCGAGGCUCGUCUUGAAAGAGCUUCCAAGCAGACCCUGGACAUGGUGGAGACUGUGAGCAUGCUGACCCAUGAUGGCUUUUCGGCAAAGGUUCAACCUCGGCUUUUCUCGGAAUCCAACACUCGUGGCAACGCCAUUGCUGGUCUGGCCCGGCCGCAGUGGACUGAUGCGAAGGCAGUGUGGAACGUCUCCAUGGCGCAGAAGCGCUCCAUCCUGGGUCCCACAAAUAUGCCACUUCCAGGUGGUGCGUGUCCUGUUGAGCACGAGCAGGAGUCCAAGGUCAAGCACAGCGACGUUGUUCCUGCUUUUUACCAUGAAUCUCCUCACACUUUGGCGGCCGAGCUUGGGCACUACUUGUGCGUCAAGGCCAUCAUCGACUUGACCCCAGGCAGUGGGCACUGGGCAGCUUGGUCAGUCCGCAAGCGCGUGCCCUAUGCCGGCGUGUGUAUGACGGAGAAGCACGCAGAGCUCUUGACUAAACGGCUAGUCACCAAAACCGUGGAAUCCAUGAUGGAUCCCAAUGAUGAAGACUUGUACGAUUCCGCCUACACGGCCUUGAUUGAGAAGCUUCAGGGUGCCAACAACCAGCAGGAGGUGACUGAGGCUCAGAACCAAGGGACAGGGAAGGGCCGCGGCGGCCGUGGCGGCCGUGGUGGGAAGGGCACUGGCAAACAACGGGGUGUCCAGCAGCAAGACGGUGGAGCAGGAGCAGCAGAUGAGGCAAGCUCAGGAUCUGGUGGAUUGAGCCGAGAUGAGCUCUUGAAGAAGAUCACCGAGGCUGCUGCGGCUGGGGCCGCAGACGCUGCCUAG